This is a messenger RNA of Cydia pomonella (codling moth), 3683 nucleotides long. It is a transcript of the gene Ubc4, whose product is annotated as ubiquitin-conjugating enzyme E2-22 kDa. The record is from RefSeq and is a predicted model, not a curated record. The transcript has 3 exons. NCBI's taxonomy places the organism in Eukaryota, Metazoa, Arthropoda, Insecta, Lepidoptera, Tortricidae. The coding region runs from base 105 to 704 and encodes 199 amino acids. Gene Ontology annotation, molecular function: protein binding.
GUAUGAUGGCAACCCUAAUCUAAAUAGCCAUCCUUAUUUUGUUGUCUUUCAAAAACCCUACUAAAUUUUAGUUCAUUCAGUGAUUUUUAUUAGUGGUUUCAAUAAUGGCCAAUAUAUCAGCCAAACGAAUUAAGAGAGAAUUCAAAGAAAUCAUGAAAAGUGAAGAGGUGGCCGGAGGUGCGAUCACACUGGAGCUGGUGAACAACAGCUGGACGGAGCUACACGGCACCAUCGCCGGGCCGCUCGACACGCCGUACGAGGGCGGCACCUUCCAUCUAGAAAUCAAAGUGCCUGAGACUUACCCAUUCAAUCCGCCCAAGAUACGUUUCAUCACAAAAAUCUGGCAUCCUAACGUAUCGUCCGUCACCGGCGCAAUCUGCUUAGACAUCCUGAAAGACCAGUGGGCCGCCGCGCUCACACUCCGCACCGUCCUCCUAUCCAUACAAGUACUGUUGUCCGCUGCAGAGCCCAACGACCCACAGGACGCGGUCGUCGCAAAACAAUACCUAGAGAACCAACACCUCUUCAAUGUCACCGCGAGACAUUGGACCAACAUCUACGCCGGCGGGCCCACCGCCAUUCACGACUGCAACCAGAAAAUACAAGUCCUCCUAGAUAUGGGUAUAAACGAGGAUCAGGCUAGGGUAGCGCUUUCCACCUAUGAUUGGAAUCUCGAAAGAGCGACGGAACAGAUAUUUAGUUAGUGAGGUCCUUUAAGUUGUGUAAGGUCAGAUGGGGAACGAAAGUCGAGUCUAGUGCUUUCUAUGAUUAGAUUAAUCGCUAUGCUCUAUGCACAGCUAUGCUCAUUUAUGUAACUGGUCAGUGUCCUAAAGGUGAGAAUCAUCAAGAUUUAUAACGCCUUAGUCCGUUAUAUUAAAGAUCUAUUGAUCGUACUAGGUCAGUAGUAGUGACAAUUAGCUUCAUGCACGAAAUUUCAUGCAUUCAAAAAACCUUUACGUGUUUUAGGACUCAUUUGUCUAACUAACUAACUAUUGUGGCGCAGCGAUCCAAAGAGGAGGGUCUGGGCCUCCAAAACGAGAGAACGCCACCUGUCCCGAUCCUGUGCCACUUCCUGCCAGACCAGUCGGUCAUCCCAAAUAAGCUCUCUUGACACCCCGAUCCUCACCCAUCCUCAGUAAAUGGCCGAACCAGCGAAGUCUGUGGCAUUUUGUUUCGCCGAUGAUAUUGGGUUCGGCCACUAACUCCUCGAUUUCGGCAUUCUUACAACGUGAUAAGUUAUUACUAAACUUAACCACAGAACCAAACACCUGUCUUUCCUGUUCCCGUUUUGAACUCAAAUUUCUGAUUCGGCACAAACCGCACAUAGUUUCGGCAUGUGCCUAUAUUAAUAUCAAUAGGGUGACUGCUAUAGUUUUUGGCUCCUCCAUAGUAAUUGGCCACUCCAUAGUAAGGCAGAAAGAAACAAGGUAAUAGAAGUCUUAAGAGUAGCCAAUUACUAUGGAGGAACCAAUAAUUAUAGUAGUCACGCUAACACUCCCAUCGGGUGCUGGAAAUACAACGUUAUUUUUAGUAUGUCUCGAGUGCUACGUUGCUCCUCUGUAUGGCCCAAAUGAAAAAAGAUAGAUUAUAAUAUAACACUUUCAAUUCUCGGAUUUAGUACACAUGUUAUUAUCAUAGUGUUAGUUCCGUUUAAAUCACUAAAAGGAAGAUGAUUUAGAAUAGUUCGAUCAGAUCAAAUAGGUAUUUAAGGUAAAAAAAGGAACAGUCGAUCUCGGGUUAUCUUUAGUUUAAUGCAUUAAUAUACUGAUAUUUUAAAUUCAACUCUCUCGGCAUCACUAUCGGCAGCUUUUCCUUAAUUUCCUUUUUUGGUGAUAAUUUAUCAGUUUUAUCACUGAUUAAUUACAUAAAAAUGUUAUUAAAACAUUUAUUUUUCAAUAUCGUAAAUUGCAGGUUUUAGUGCUGCAAAAGUAUAUUUUAUUUUAUCUUUAUAUUUUUUUUUAUAUUAAUAAAUUCAUUAUAGAAUCUAGCUAGAACAAUUACGCCACUAUUUUUUAUGAACUUGACCAAUAAGGUUGACGAAUAUUUUAAUGAACUCAAAUCAAUUAUUUGAAUUCCACUUUAUUCAGCCGUAAAGUGAGAACGAUGAAAUACGAGUCACUCACUGAACCUCACUAAAGUCAGCGAGUGCGAGCGAAAUGUCCAUCUUAACAAUUUUCGACUCGAGUUACACGUUUAUUUUGGCUAUACCCUUCUAAGGUCCGGGGUCCUGGCUAUAAGUACUCAUUUUAUGAAUUUUAAAUCAUAUUAAAUGGGAACAGAGUUGCAUUUGUUUUGUUUCGUUCAUUUUUCAAACAAAACGAAAUCAACUAUAUUUCCUACACUAUAGGUUCCAUAUUCAGGAGCAUAUGUCUGGGCUAGGAGGAUACAAUAAUCGUUAUGCUCUGACAAGGACCUUAGCGGCUGCCCUAUCUUUAUAUAUUUCUCUCUUCCCCUCUGUUUUUCAUACCCCACCUGACCUUAACAUGAAAUUCACAAGUAAUUUUUUGUAAUGCUUAGCAUUCGGUUAAUGUUAUUAUAUUAUAAUUUAGGUACAAUAUAGUACUAGAUGGUUGGGUUUACGGUGCUGUCCGAGUCGUGGGCUGGCUUCCUCUUCACACAUGUAGGGUAUGAGCGAGACAACAACAUUGCAACUCUUAUAUUUCGUUUUUAUCAAUAUGUAUUAGUUAGGUGUUUGCAGCGUAUAACAUAUUCAGUGCGCAGUGUGCACUUACGUUAAUCCAUGAUACACUUGUGCAUCAUGCCGCAGUGAAUGUGUUUAUGAUUAGAUAGAGGAAUAUGUUAACCCUGCCACUGCCAGCGUCGCGGACUAACACCUUGUACUUCUAAAGACACGAUGACACGACAAAAGGGAUAAGAUUCGGCGUCUGGACACAUCAAUGUCCCGUGGCAGUGAUAAUGAUAAGUAGACUACGGAUGCGUAAAUUUCGGAAUGUUUCCAAGAAAUUGGAAAAUUUUCGAACAUUUCAGGAAAAAUUUCAAAGGAAAUUUAUUUUGUAAAUUAAAUAUUUGGAUUCCUAUAUAAAAAUAUGAACAGGUUCCAACAUUGUGGAAACGUUCCGACGAUACAUCAGUAAAGUAGACAGUAUAUUUGUCCCCAAUAUGUUGUCUUGUGCAUUGUCUAUGUUCACAUGUUGGCUGGUUACACACGACCCGUACAGAUGCUUUCUAUUUUUUUGAAUACCACGCUGCGGUAGCUGCUAUUUCUUAUUUUUUUUAUUUUGUUUAAAUAUUCGUAUCUCGUGUUGAUUUUUUACGAAGGUAAUAAAUAUAUACCAGAAUCCCAUAAUUCCUUCAAAAGUAAACCAACGAGUAGAGUUUUAUUACUUGUCACAAGCCUAUCUAGGUUGAGCCAGAGUUGUGUUAUUGAUUACUUGAAGUUAAUUGAAUGGAUUAAGAUAAUCAGUGAAUUAAUACUAGCAAAUCCAUUAUACACUUUGAACAAGUGUCGGUUGGUUCGCGUGCAACCAGCUUGUACGUUUGUGUAUUAGCACUCUUAUAAAUGUAUAAAUUGAUUUACUAUAAAAUUAUAGUUAAAUUUGAUUUGAGUUUAAUUAUAAGCGGACAUAUUAGUUAAAAACAAUUCAUUCAUGUUAUCCAAAAUAAAAAUGACUAAAUAAUUGAAGUACACAAUUUUCUUUUCAUUACAUUAUUUUAAAAUUUUU